This is a messenger RNA of Closterium sp. Yama58-4, 1656 nucleotides long. The record is from the annotation of a GenBank genome assembly. Lineage: Eukaryota; Viridiplantae; Streptophyta; Zygnematophyceae; Desmidiales; Closteriaceae.
AUGGACCCACACCCGCGCCGCAGGUCGCCCCACUCCGCCAGCGGGCCGCCUAAUCGCGCUGCGCGCCCCAGCGCCGCCGCCAGCGGUGGCGGCGGCGGCUUCGGUGAAACCGUUAACCGCGGCGACGGGGCUGCGCGCGAUGCGGACUUGACACCCGCGCGGUUGGCGGAGAUGGCGGAGCGACGGCAGUUGGCGCAACUGAGGGAAUUGGAUGAUAUGGAGCUGGAGGAAGAGGGGGAGGACGAGGGGGGGGAGGAGGGGGAGGGGAGGGGAAGGGGCAGAGGGUGGCGCAGGUCCAUGGGCGCACUGGGGGCCGCCGUGGCGGGGAGCGCGGAGGGCGAGGCGAGGCGGGCAGCGGCGGGCACGGGGUGGGCGAGUGGGGAGACAGUGGGAGGGGAAGGGGUGGGCGAGAGGGAUGCGGAGGGGAGGCGGGCGACAGCAGGGGAUUCGGAAGGUGAAUGCUCGGGGGAGGCGUUAUGUGGUGCAGGUAGUGACGGGGGAGAAGGAAGGAAGCAUGGGGCGAUGGAGCAGGGAGGAGGCAGAGCAGGCGGCAGUGGGCAUGAUGCUGACGUGGCGGGUGGCGAGGAGGAGGGAGGGGAGGGAGGCAUGGGAGAUGAGAGAGAGGUGGAGGAGGGGGAGGAAGGGGAGGAGGCAGGACCUUUCGAGGAGGGAGUGGAAGAGGAAUUGGAGGAAGGGGAGGGGCGAGGGGAGGAGCAGAUGGGGGAGGGAAGCGAGCAUGGAGAGGUGCAGGCGAGGGGAGGCGGGGAGGAAGCAGGCCGUGGAGCUGACUGUGUGCGGUGCAAUGAGGUGGGCCAGGGCAGUGGCGCGGUGCAGAGAGGUAUGGACGAAGGGGAUUGGCAGGAGGAGCAAGGCACAGGAGGGGCGAGGCGGCAGCAGCAGAGACAAAGGAGGCAAGCAGUGCGAGGCGAGGAGGGAGAAGGGGAGGCGAUGCAAGAGGGAGAGGAUGUUGUGGCGCGUGGGAGGGGCGGCACAGCCCAGAGAGAGGAGGCGGGGGGCAUGGGGAGAGGUGCGCGGGAGGGGGCGGCGAGGGGAGGCGUGCAGGUGAGGGGAGGCGAGGUGGGGGCGGCGGAGAGAGCUCAGAUGCAUCAGAUACGCGCGGUGGAGGGGGAAGAGCUGGAGGAGGAAGACGAGGAGGAGGAGGGGGAGGGAGGGGCGGGGAGGAGUGCAGGUGAGCGGCGAAGGCGAGCGUCGUGGCAUGGCAACGGGCGGGGCAGCAGCAGGGGCACACAGGGGGGCGUGCAGGCAGGUGAGGGCAGGCGUGGAGAGGGGGGGCAUGGGGGCGGGAGGGGAGAUGGCUCCGCAGCACAGCAGCAGCUGCUGCAGGCAUCACAGCAAGGGGAUGAGGCAGGUGUCCUGAGCGGUGCAGAGGGUGGUGGAGGUGCCGGAAGGGGUGAUGGAAGAGGUGCUGGUGCAGGAGCAGAAGGUGCGGGUGCAUUGGCGGUGGUGGUGAGCGAGGUGGAGCGGCAGCAGAUUGAGCGCAUUCUGGCGAUCCAGGGGGAGGAGCUGGAGGAGGAGGACAUGGGUGAGGAAGACGAGGAGGAGGAUGAGGAGGAGGGGGAGGAGAGGGGUCGGGCAGCAGUGGGCGAGGCGAGGCAGCAUGCGCUGAGCUCCAGCGACAGCGAUGACCCCAGGUGA